This is a messenger RNA of Penicillium brasilianum, 2518 nucleotides long. Lineage: Eukaryota; Fungi; Ascomycota; Eurotiomycetes; Eurotiales; Aspergillaceae. The record is from the annotation of a GenBank genome assembly.
CGAGACUCACGAGACUCACGAGUCGGAGUCUGCGAGGAUCCUUUCCCCGUUUCCUGUGAAGCGGAAACGACAAACGGACACAGGAGUAUGAACGAUUACAUUGCUGACCGCUGAGCGAGUGACUUUCAGGCAUGGUAAAGUGAGAGCUGAACAUGCGUUCUACCGAAGCCGCCUGCCUGACAUGUCGUCAGAAAUCACGUCGAUGUGAUCGGGGGCGGCCCGUGUGUAAACGUUGCAUCAGCAAGGGAUUGCAAUGUGGUGGGUACCCAGACAAAUUUCGUUUUUGCGGGAUCGCCAGCCGUGGGAAAUGGAAGGGUCGAGAUGUCCCCAUUGAUACAGAGGCUGUCUCCCCAGCCUCCUCUCCUUCGUCAACAAAUGUAUCAAGAAAGAUUGUGUUGGGACAGAGUGAUACUUCAUCAAGUCAUUCUCCCAACGAUGCACUGGCACUGGUAUCUCAAAGCUCGAAAUCGAAUCACAAGUCAGAAAUCGACAGGGUCCUCAGCUUGGAUGAGACCGACUUGCUUUUGAAACACUACGAUCACGUUAUUUGUCCCCAUCAGAUCGCCCAUGAGAAUAACAGCGAUAAUCCCUAUCGGCGCUAUGUGCUUCCUCUAGCGUAUGAGCAAAUUGGACUUCUUUAUGCGGUUCUUGGGCUUUCCGCAUGUCAUCUGGGACAUCUGAAAUCCGAUAAGCACCUGUAUGAAACAACCGCCGUCGAUUAUCGGGUCAAGGCAAUCACUGCACUCGGCGCAGCCAUCAGACAAGUCUGCUCCGGAAGUUUCAAUGACAACGAACGGGACGGGGUAUUUGUAACCAUACAGAUCUUACUACUUCAUGAUAUUCGCGAAUCUGGCACCUCGACGCACGGCGCGCAUAUAUCAGGCGCACUGUCUAUCUGUAACCAGUUGAAGCUUGAUGAACGCUUGACAGUCAAAGAUGAAAGAACUGUAUUUUUUCUGGGUAAUCUUAUCUGGCUAGAUAUCAUCCGGGCAUUUUCUGUGCCAGAAAGAUUGUGCUUUACACAGGAACUUCGCCAGAAACUACUAUCCCUAUGUGACCUGAGAUUCGAAGCCGUCAAUGGUUGUCCGAGGGAGCUAGCCCUCAUCAUUGGUGAAAUUCUCGAGCAUGCCAAAGCGCAUUCGACCGACCGUCUAAGCACAGACGAGUACCAUACACACGUCCAAGCACUGAUCCAAAAGCUUUUUAGCUGGGAUAGCUCUCGGUGCUUCUACCCCAGCGAAGACCCCCUCUGGCGGUGCGUUGCUGAGGCAUUUCGACAUACUUGCAUUCUGCGCGCUUGGCGCCUUCUUGAUCCUACCGAAUCGGCGUCGACGCCACGCAUACAGACAUCGGUCAUGGCAAUUCUGGAUUCUCUUGCGCAUGUUCCUGGAACCAAUCCGUUGAUAGAGCUCAACGUGAUGCCUUUGUUUAUGGCUGGCGCUGAUAGCCUUUCUCCUCACUCACGACAUUAUGUCUUGUUACGACUGAGUGAGAUUCAAGCCAGAGCUGAGAUGGGUUGGGCAGCACCUCAGUCAUUGCUUGAGAAGGUAUGGCAAGCAAGAGCUCGUCAGUCGGAACAUGAUCAAAGCAAUGUUCCUUGGAUGGAUUUUACCCACAAUGCCGACUCAAUGCACCAAGACGACUAUUUGAUUAUAUAAUAAUGUGAUUCGAUAUUAUUUCGACUCAAAAUCUGGAGCUUUGGUUUUACUGUCGUCUAGCAAGGGCUCUUGGGCAGUUCAAUCUUAAAGCCGAUCGGCCUCAUGCACCCGAGAAAUUUACUGCUCGCAAGCCGACAGACGUCAUGAGCUCGGUCCAACAUUGUUGAGUCCGCUCCAGAGCGUGGACCUCUUCAAUGACAGCAGAGAGAUCAUUUUGAAAGACUCUCUUCCGAGAAACGGGGCAUUAUAUCCUGAAUCCGAUCAGAUCAUGACCGCGAACGGCCCCAAUAUUAACCAGAAGUGCGGUGUUCGCAUUCAGACCAGGAUGAUUCAAGAUCUGUUCCUGAGCUGGAAACCAGUCUCCCCAGUGCGGUCUGUCAGCUCGCUGUCCUUCCACAAAGAUAUUGAAUUGAGACAAAGCCUCCAGGAUGUGACAGAGCCAAGAAACCCGUAUGCCUUGAUACUACUAUAAAUUAGAAAGUAGCGAACAUGGGUCAUCUGGAUUGCGAUGGUUGGUGACAUGGACGUAUUCUGGAGUCUUUUGGAAGGGGUUGGCAGAAAUCCCAGGAAGCUAUCGCCCGGUAGUUGUGAGCACGCACGGUACUUUGUUUCCUGGGCGGGAAACUUACAGUGACUCUACAGCUCCAAUCGAUGCCCUCUCGGUUAAGGAUGGAUAGAACCAUUCCGGAACUGUCAAUCGGAAACUCAAAAAUUUGAGCAAGUCGACAGUUUCCACGCACGCAGUAGUAUACAAGAGCGUCGCAUCACUCUCAAUGGAUAAAGUAAGUCCGUUCUAAUAAUUCAGACUCUCCUCCUUCCUAUGGAAUAUCUGUGUCUUGUAAUGCAUCGUGUCGAUCGAG